ACUCCGCGCCUUGUGCUCUAUCAUCAGACUCAGUUUAUGCCUAAUGGGGACUACGUCUCUCUUUUGCCUCUUGUGCAAGAACACUCGGCGCAACCCAAACCAACUCCCCGCACCGCAAUCACACACAUUAUCCUCGCCGCAAUCCACCUCAACGCCAAUGGGACCGACGGACCCCGCCUCAACGACGACCCCUACGGCUCGCCGAGGUUUUCGCGGCUAUGGGAAGAUGUGCGGAUUCUCCAGCGAGUGUACGGCAUCAAGGUACUCGGCAUGCUAGGCGGGGCAUGUCGAGGCUCUUUUGCCGCACUUGCAGAAGGUCUCGUCAUUGACGACAACGCCUCCUCAUCUACCGUCGACCCCGACGCGCUUUUCGAAGCACGCUACGCUCCUCUCCGCGACCUCAUAUCCUCGACUGGCAUCGACGGACUUGACCUGGACGUGGAAGAGCCCAUCCCAUUCCUCGCCAUCGUGCGACUCAUCUCCCGCCUGAAAGCCGAUUUCGGGGACUCCUUCAUCAUUACGCUGGCACCCGUCGCCACGGCGCUACGCUUCUUCCCCGUCGGCGCGUCCAAUCGGGACGAAGCCAUGGAGAUACUCGACCCGCAGGAACCGCAGGACCGCGCAGUCAACUUGAGCGGGUUCAAUUACUUUGCGCUCGAAGGGCUCAUGGGCGAUCUGAUAGACUGGUAUAAUGUCCAGUUCUACUGCGGGUGGGGCAACGUCGUUGGCACCCGAGAUUACGAUGAAAUGGUCCAACUGCGAGGCUGGCCUGCGCAGAAACUGGUCCUGGGCCUGGCGACGAAUCCGAGUGUAGGCGGCUAUGCGCCGCCGCCGGGGGCAGAUCCGCGGACGCGCGUGUGGCCGCAUGAUGCGGUGCUGUGGCAGACGCUGGGCACGUUGCGGAAGAGGUAUGCGCCUUCUUUUGGCGGCGUCAUGGGAUGGGAGUAUUUUAAUGCAGUAACGACAACGUAUGAGGGUGACCCGUCGGCAGGACCGUGGUGUUGGGCAAAGCUAAUGACGGAUAUUUUG
Messenger RNA from Xylona heveae TC161, 1029 nucleotides. Its product is annotated as glycoside hydrolase family 18 protein. The transcript has 2 exons. Gene Ontology annotation, biological process: carbohydrate metabolic process. The annotation marks the transcript as partial. The record is from RefSeq and is a predicted model, not a curated record. Lineage: Eukaryota; Fungi; Ascomycota; Xylonomycetes; Xylonales; Xylonaceae.